Messenger RNA from Carya illinoinensis, 2559 nucleotides. Its product is annotated as tryptophan aminotransferase-related protein 2-like. The coding region runs from base 1129 to 2424 and encodes 431 amino acids. The record is from RefSeq and is a predicted model, not a curated record. The transcript is spliced from 6 exons. Gene Ontology annotation, biological process: amino acid metabolic process. Lineage: Eukaryota; Viridiplantae; Streptophyta; Magnoliopsida; Fagales; Juglandaceae. Gene Ontology annotation, molecular function: transaminase activity; carbon-sulfur lyase activity.
AACCCGUAUCUUUGAAUUCUCAUUUAAUCACUCUUUCUUUCAUUUUUAGUUCACAGUCCAGAUCAGUGACAACUCAAAAGCGACACAGAUUUAGCAAAAAUGCUGUAAAGAAAUUAACCCAAAAAGAAGAAAAGAAGUUUAAAGAGAAGUGAAUGGAAAGAUGGAGAAAGCAAAAGAAAAGCAAAGCUACAAAACAGGGAGGCUGCAGAGUGCAGAGGGAAUUAUUAGCUUCUUUAUAUAAAUAUAUAAAUAUAUUAUAUUAUAUUAUAUAUAUUUUAAAUUCAGCAUUUUUCUCGUACUUUAUUGCAUAGGUUUCUGUUAUAAAUAUGGAACAGUGAAUGAACAUACGCCUGAGUAGGAGUGUAUUGUUUCGAGGUCUACUCUUCUGUCAUUGGAAAGCGGCAAUUUUCUCGGAAAGUCUUAUCGGGAUUUCUUGUUUCCUGAGAAAAUCUCCUGUCGGAGGGUAUUCCAAUGGAAAAUGCUAGACUCUUGGCACAUUUUAGUUUCUCCAUAACCCCAUCAGUUCUGGGUUUUAAUUUUUUACUGAAGUAUGCCAAUGUGUGAGGAUUUAGGAUUGAAUCUUUUAUUUCUUGUUCAUUUAGUGAGUUUUGUCUGAAGCUCCUUGGAAAGCUCUGGAAAAUCAUGCUGGUACUUUGUAUUCAUUCAGCUAACGUCCACUGAAAAGAGCUGAAGAUUUGUAUGGAGGUCUUGACAGGGUAGAUCAAAUUCCAAACAUAGACCCCUGAGAUUUCCAUGCACAGGGGCUCUGGAAACCCUAGGAUUCAAUAUAUUUUAGCUAAUUGUCAGGGUUUCGGAGUCCUUUCAAAGUCCCAAAACCGCCACCGAGCUCUUUUCCACAAUUUCUGUUUCUCAAUUUUGUAAGUAUUGCUUCGAAUUUCAGUUUCCUGUGUUUUAACCAGUAACUUAAGUCAGAGAAUCCAUCACAGAUACACUCUCACUAACCUUUUCAGCAUGCAUUAAACUCUCUCCCAUACAUUUGUCAUCCCGAUUUUUCCUUUUUUCGUUCUCUUGUUUCUUGUUUUCACCUUUCCGGGCUCUAUAAAUCCCCAGCCGGCUUCACUGCCUUGCAUUCACUCCAAACAAGCUCUCAUAGCAGUUGUUUUGUCGAUGAGGAACUUGUUCGUGCUAUCUCUGGCUUUAAAUGUCAGCUUGAUUCUGCGGACUAUGUACGAGAGGGAACAGAGCCAUCAUUGGCUCAGUUUCGAAACUCAGAAAGGACAAGCUGUCCAGAAGACGCGUUUGGCAUUGUCGUCCUCUUCCUCGUCCCCUGCAGCUACUACUCAAGUUGACACUCAAGAUGGCGGGGAGAAAAUUCUCAAUCUCGCCCGUGGUGAUCCAACCAUGUUUGAAAAAUACUGGCAACAAAUGGGUGACAAAGCCACGGUGGUGAUCCCGGGAUGGCAGCAUAUUAGCUACUUUUCUGAUGUGACCAACAUUUGCUGGUUUUUGGAGCCCAAGUUUGCCAAAGAGGUAGUAAGGGUACAUAAAGCUGUGGGAAAUGCUGUGACAGAAGAUCGUCACAUUGUUGUUGGUACAGGCUCAUCCCAGCUUUAUUUAGCUGCUCUAUUUGCUUUAUCUGCACAUGAUUUACCUGAACCAGUAAGUGUGGUAUCUGAAGCCCCCUUCUAUUCGUCCUACCCAUCCAUGACGGAUUGCCUCAAGUCGGGCCUAUACAAAUGGAUGGGAGAUGCACGGAGCUUCAAUAAAGAUGGGGCUUAUAUAGAACUUGUCACUUCCCCCAACAACCCUGAUGGUCAUAUUAGGAGAUCUGUGGUCAAUAAAAGUGAGGGGAUAUUGGUUCACGAUCUUGCCUACUACUGGCCACAGUAUACUCCAAUAUCUUCACCUGCAGACCAUGAUCUAAUGCUGUUCACUGUCUCCAAGAGUACCGGUCAUGCAGGGAUGCGGAUUGGUUGGGCUCUUGUUAAGGACCGAGAAAUAGCAAGGAGGAUGACCGAAUUCAUUGAGCUCAACACUAUAGGCGUUUCCAAGGAUUCGCAGCUCCGGGCUGCUAAGAUUCUCGAAGUCAUUUCUGAUAGCUCAGAACGUGCUGGCAGCUCUGAAGAAGGUGAAUCCUUCUUUGAGUUCAGCUACCACCUCAUGUCAGAGAGGUGGAAGCUGUUGAGAGAGGCGGUGGAACACAGCGGAAGUUUCAGUCUGCCCGAAUUUCAUCCUGGAUUCUGCACCUUCUUAAACCGGGUCUCGGAGCCUCAACCUGCGUUCGCUUGGAUGAAAUGUGAGAGAGAUAUAGAGGACUGCGAAAGCUUCUUGCAAGGCCACAAGAUCUUCACACGAGGAGGUGAGCACUUUGGGUUUGGAACAGAGUACGUGAGGAUAAGCAUGCUCGAUCGUGAUGACAAUUUCCAUCUUCUUGUGAAAAGGCUGUCCGCGAUCCACAUUUGAACCCUUGUAACAAAGCUAAGCAGGAGGAAAUUUGGGAAGAAAAGAGGGAAGAGGAGGAGGGGGGGUGUUGGUUUCAAUAAGCAAUUCAUGUACAUUAUAAAUAUAUAUGAGCAAUGCAAAUAGUAUUUUUCUAUA